GUUAGGGAUUUAACAGAUUCUGUAGCUUUCUGUGAACUUCUGAAUCUGCUCCUUAGUUGCAUCUUUUUGGGCCUGAUACUGCCUCUAGUGGCGUGGGGUGGUAACACAGCUACUAUAAUUACAUUACUAAAUCAGAAUACCAUAUAGACUUUAUUAUUUACUAUUAAUUUCGGCAUUACUGGAUGCAUAAAAGAUAGAUUAUCUUAUAAAACACCAUAUUUGUUCAUUUUUUAAGGAAGUAGAGCUAAUUAAAUGGCAUAAACAAGAUCUGAAAGUGAUUCCAGUUUCAUUUGAUGGCCAACCUGUUGAAACUGUGGAAAAUUUUAAAUUCCUUGCGUCAUUCCUGGACAGUCAGCUCAGUUUUGCUGAAAAUACUGGCUAUAUCUUUAAGAACUAUUCUCAGAGACUCUGUCUUUUAAGAAGACCUAGACUGCUUUGUUCUCCAUUUGACCGACAGCAUUAAAAAAAAGUCGGCCAUGUUCUAUUUUUACCUGUCAAAUUCUAAUCAUAUUAACAUCGGCUAUUUAUCAUUUUUAUUCACUAGUUGACCCAUGAAUCCAGAUCCAUCACAUAAAGCAGAUAAAUGCAUCUAACUUUUUCUCCAUAGUAACAAAGCCACUGACUGUGGCCCCAAUAACUUAGAAUAAAUGAAAUUAAACGAUCCAACUUAAAUUAGCAGCACUUCACCUGCCUCUGAACCCUCAGCCUCUCACAUUCCUCCUGGUCGCAUCUGCAGAGAAAUCUGCGCUGGUUCAUCAGUCAGUUGAUCUGCUGAUCAAACCCAUCAGUUGAACUCGGUGAGUUUUUGACCUAACCCUAUCUGGGAGGGAAACGUCUUCAGCUCCAUUUGUUAAAACCGCUGAAUGAGUUCAGUUUAAUUCUUCACAUUGGUUGUGCAGCGCACUGCGCAUGUUACGGUCUAAUGAACUUCUGCACCGUCAUUUAUUUAUUUCCUCAAGAUAAACUCCAGGCUCCUGUUUAGACUAUACAUGGAUUAACACAACGUUUAGUUUUCUCUGUUCUGUAUGUAAUGGAGUCUGGAACUAAAGGCUCCAAAGGUUUUUAAUGCUCUUCCUAACCAGGCGCUCCGGUCUGUAACUCCUCAACACGCCGUCGGCUCUGGUCAGAAAGACGCAUUUAGUUCAGAGUCCAUGAGAUGAUAUUCAGAAAGGAUUUUUUGUAUUGAUUGAUUUUAGUUGCCUCUGCGACGAAAUCUUUGCUUAAAGUCUGUCAUGUCUGCCCAUGUGCACUAAUCAGGGGUGUGAAUUUUAAUCUUUCAAAUGAUGGACGGGCUUCAAAUUUUCCGGUCAUUUAAAAAAAAUAACAGUCAAAUACGGAAAAUAUUCCGUUAACACGACCUCUUAAUGUGUAAAAUGGUGGAUGUGAACCAGUUUAUUAUGGGAUUUUGGAAACCUUGGAAACGGGUUCAGGCUGGAGAGGUUUCAUCUCCAGGAUUGUCAGACAUCUUUGUUUCUGAUCAAGUCGUCCUUUGAUUGGGCGAUCAACGCCUCAUGAUGACUCCCUCCCAGAACCACUGACACUGGGAGACCAACCAGAACCAGCUUUGGGUUUAGUUUGAUCCGUUCUAAUCGUGUUAAAUGCUUAUUUUUAGGACGAUCUUUGCCACAUUCAGCUGGUUUCUGAACAACAUUCCUUCACAGGUUUUUAGUUUUUUUCCUCCUCUCAGCAGUUUUCUAAUCCAAUCUGAACCAACCAAACAGAAACUAUAAACUGUUCCUUGGGUCGCGACCAGCAGGAGGUUAAAGGUCAGAUUAUCUAAAGUUCUGCCUCAUUAAAGAACCUCCAAAGACCCGGAUCUGUCCAGACCGACAUGGAAAAAGUUCUGCUGGAGUUCUGCUCUCCGGUUUUCCUUUUGCUCCAGAUUCCAGCCUGGAAAAAAACAAAAGCAGAGAAAAUGAGAACCAGACGGAGGGAGGAGGGGAUCCGGAUCAGAUGUCUGGGAGGAGGAGGAGUUCUGGUCCGGCUCGGCUGUUUGGGUCGCAGUCUGGAACUGCGCAGAGACGACCCAGCUGCUGUCUGGAGGAAACCCACAACUUUCUGAGGAGCUGGAGGCUUGGAGGAGGAGCAGAACCGGAACCAGGAGCAGAACCAGAACCAGGACCAAGUCGGACCUUCUGGGGGAGCAGAGCUGGGUCAAAACAGGCGGCAAAACUCCUCCAGGUGUCCUCUGAUCCAAGCAUCCGGGUCGGGUUGGGGGGGGGGUAAACCGGAUCCAGUCAGCUGAGCUGAGUACCGUUUCCAUGGCGACUGAAAUGGAGUCCAGGAUGGCGGGAGCAGUGAACUUCCUGUAAGAGUGACAGAGAGACAGAGGGAUGAAGGAGAGAGAGACCAGAACCAGCCAGAACCAGAACCACCUGAAGCUGGACUUUGGGUCUGAAUGGGGUCCAGUGUGAGCCCGGUUUCUGCUGUAGAGAACCAGAACCUUUCUGAGACCCAGAAGAUGAUCUGAGACUCAGUGACCUUUGACCUUGGCAUGCAGCUGAACCAACCCCGCAGGCUGACCCCCACUUCCUUCUCCACCCGGUUCAGCACCAUGAGGUUCUCCUACCACCUCCACAGCGCCCCCCGCAGGACAGGCCCCGCCUCCUCCACCAGCCCCACCCUGCUGGCUAAGAGCCUCUCUCUGGAGCCGUCCUGCUCUCCAUGUGGCCACCAGGGGGCGCUGGACGCUGACGCUCCCCUGCAGCCCGACUUGGACCCGGGGUCAGAGGAAGGGGCAGAGCCAGCGGAGAGCGGCGGGUCCGUGAAUGACACGGGGCCACCAGAGCUGCCAGUGACCAUGGUAACGGCGCCAAACCGGACCCGCCCGCCGCUGCCGGGGCCUAAACCUCAGGUUCCCCCCAAACCCCCCCACCUGCAGCAGCAAGCUGGAGCAAUGAGGCCACGCCCCCGAGUCCCGGAGAAGUCCCUCCCACCGCCGCCCCCCUGCAGGCCCCUCCCUGCUGACCCCCGGGGGGGCUGGACCCCCCCCAGCCAGGCCGACGGCACCGCCUCCCCCACCUGCGUCCUGUCGCUCAUCGAGAAGUUUGAGCGCGAGCAGAUCAUCGUGGUGCCGGACAUCACCGGGGGGGCUCUGUGCCCCCGCCCACUGGACCCUCCCUCCCCCCAAUCUUCAUCACCUCCAUCCUCUGCCUCGCCUGUCCCCCCUCAACCCGGGGGGGCGGAGCCACCCAGUGACCUCACGGAGCAGGAUGACAUCACACAAGGGGCUGAGCUAUGUGAUGAAGAUGAAGAUGAUGAGGAGGAGGAGGAGGAUGAAGAGCUAGCGGCGGCCUGUCGGGACGACGUCCAUCACAAACGUCUGUCCAUGGAGUCGGGUUACAGCGCCUCAGACAAACCGCUGGAGGAGGAGGUGGUUACCGUGGAAACGGAGGAGCAGCAGCCCCCGCAGCCUCCAGACCAAUCGGAGCUGCCCUCUGAGCGUCUGUCCCUCCCCUCCUCGCAGACGGACGGGAAGUUGGCCAAUCGGGACAGCGGCAUUGACAGCAUCAGCUCGCCGUCGCACAGCGAGGAGCUCUGCUUCGCCGGCGUGGACGACGGGGGCGUGGCCUAUCCCUGCAGUCCCGCCCUGCUGCCCCGCCUCUCCAGCUCCUCGUCCACCGCCGGGGAGGUGGGAGAGGGGGAGGAGCCCCGGGGGGGGGCGAGGAGGAGGGAUUUCUCUGAGGAAGGGGACAGCGACCUGGAGGAGGAGGCGGAGCUAACGCUGGUUUUGGCCCCACCCAAACCGGACCGGCAGGAAUCCGUGGAGCUGUCCGUCCAUCAGCGGGUUUUCAACAUUGCCAACGAGCUUCUCCUCACCGAGACCGCCUACGUGUCCAAGCUCCACCUUUUGGACCAGGUGUUCUGCGCCCGCCUACUGGAGGAGGCGCGCUGCCGCUCCUCGUUCCCCUGCGACGUGGUUCAGGGAAUCUUCUCCAACAUUUGCUCCAUCUACUGCUUCCACCAGCAGUUCCUGCUGCCGGCGCUGCAGAAACGCAUGGAGGAGUGGGACUCCAACUCGCGGAUCGGCGACAUCCUGCAGAAGCUGGCUCCCUUCCUUAAGAUGUAUGGAGAGUAUGUGAAGAAUUUUGACCGAGCCAUGGAGCUGGUGAACAUCUGGAUGGAGAGGUCCGCUCCGUUCAAGGCCAUCGUCCAGGAGAUCCAGAGGGAGGAGCGCUGUGGGAACCUGACGCUGCAGCACCACAUGCUGGAGCCGGUGCAGAGGAUACCCCGCUACGAGCUGCUGCUCAAGGAUUACCUGAACCGCCUCCCAGAGGACGCCCCGGACCACCGGGAUGCCCAGAAGUCUCUGGAGCUGAUCGCCACGGCCGCAGAACACUCCAAUGCCGCCAUUAGGAAGAUGGAGCGAAUGAGGAAGCUGCUGAAAGUUUAUGAGCUUCUGGGCGGAGAGGAAGACAUCGUCAACCCGACCAAUGAACUCAUCAAGGAGGGACACAUCCUCAAGCUGUCCAAUAAGAAUGGAACCACGCAGGACCGAUACCUGAUCCUGUUCAACGACCGGCUGCUGUACUGCGUCCCCAAGCUGCGCCUGAUUGGUCAGAAGUACAGCGUCCGCGCUCGCAUCGACGUGGACGGCAUGGAGCUUAAGGAGACCAGCAGCGUCGCUGUUCCCAGCAGAACCUUCCUGGUGUCUGGAAAACAGAGAUCUCUGGAGCUGCAGGCCAGAACGGAGGAAGAGAAGAAGGACUGGAUCCAGGCCAUCCAGGCCACCAUCCAGCGCCAUGAACAGACCAUGGAGAGCUUCAGACACCUCACCUGUUCUCUGCGAGACGACGAGUCCACGCCGCCCCACUCCCCGAGUUGCGUGGAGUUGGGAAAACGAGCGCCGACUCCGAUCCGGGAGAAGGAAGUGACUCUGUGCAUGAAGUGCCAGGAGCCGUUCAACUCCAUCACCAAGAGACGCCACCACUGCAAAGCCUGCGGACACGUGGUUUGUGGCAAAUGCUCGGAGUUUCGCGCUCGCUUGUCGUACGACAACAACCGGACCAACCGCGUCUGCGUGGAUUGCUACGUGACGCUGGUGGGGGCGUCGCCAACGCCGGGGGCUAUGAGCAGCAGCAGCCAGAGGAGGCGCUCCAUCCUGGAGAAACAGGCCUCGCUGGCCGCAGAGAACAGUGUGAUUUGUAGUUUUCUACACCACAUGGAGAAGGGCGGGGGGCGGGGCUGGCAGAAGGCGUGGUUCGUCAUCCCGGAGAACGAGCCGCUGGUGCUCUACGUCUACGGCGCUCCGCAGGAUGUGAAGGCGCAGCGCAGCAUCCCUCUGAUUGGCUUCGAGGUCUCGCCGCCCGAGUCAUGUGACCGCCUGGAGCGACGCCACGCUUUCAAGAUCUCUCAGAGUCACCUGACUCUCUACUUCAGCGCCGAGGGGGAGGAGCUACAGCGCAGGUGGAUGGAUGUCCUGUCCAGGGCCGGCAGGGGGGAGGAGCCUCUCAUCCAUCUGCCAAUCGUGGAGAGCGUGGAGGAAGAAGGGGAGGAGCUUGAUGGCGAGGCGGAAGGAGAGAACACCUGAUUUCACUGGAGUGAAGACGAAGAUGAGGCUGAAUCUGGAAAACCUGUCCUGGUCGGACCGAAGAAAAAACAGAGCCAGAACCAAACCCAAGUUAAUCCAGAACCAAACCAGAGUUAAUCCAGAACUAAGUUCCCAAACAUAGAAAUAUUCUAUAAUUUACCCAAAACCAAACCACAACUCACCUACCACAAACCCAGAAACAAAACAGGAGAAAUCUCUGGACAAUUCACAUUUCAUCCAAAAUAAAUCCAUAAAUCAUCUGGAAGUAAUAAACACAGAAUUUUUACAGAAACAAAAAGUGAAAAUCAGAACCAGAACAAAUCUAGAACCUUUCAGAACAACCUGAACACAAACCAACCAGCAGCCAAUCCAGAAACACGAAUCUGAUGC
Molecule: messenger RNA, 5920 nt
Organism: Xiphophorus couchianus (Monterrey platyfish)
Lineage: Eukaryota; Metazoa; Chordata; Actinopteri; Cyprinodontiformes; Poeciliidae
Gene: fgd1
Product: FYVE, RhoGEF and PH domain containing 1
Exons: 18
Coding region: 2495-5530 (1011 amino acids)
Biological process (GO): cytoskeleton organization; filopodium assembly
Cellular component (GO): cytoplasm
Molecular function (GO): metal ion binding; guanyl-nucleotide exchange factor activity
Source: RefSeq, a predicted model, not a curated record